This is a messenger RNA of Mauremys reevesii (Reeves's turtle), 1040 nucleotides long. RefSeq names its product growth-regulated alpha protein-like. The transcript has 4 exons. Gene Ontology annotation, molecular function: CXCR chemokine receptor binding; chemokine activity. The coding region runs from base 216 to 527 and encodes 103 amino acids. The record is from RefSeq and is a predicted model, not a curated record. Lineage: Eukaryota; Metazoa; Chordata; Testudines; Geoemydidae. Gene Ontology annotation, cellular component: extracellular region. Gene Ontology annotation, biological process: chemokine-mediated signaling pathway; antimicrobial humoral immune response mediated by antimicrobial peptide; cellular response to lipopolysaccharide.
CCAUCCACGGCCCAUGUGAGCCGCGGGAUGGGGAAUGGGAACUCCCCGCCCCGCCUCCCGUCCCGUCCCGGGGUGAGUGAGCCCCGCACCACGGGAUGGGGAUCCCCUGCGGGUGCCUGACCCAGCGGCCAUAAAAGCGGCCGCGGGGCGCUGCGGUGGCUCAGAGCUGAGCCGAGCCCAGAUCCCAGCACCAGCCUCCGCCGCCAGCCCGGACCAUGAGCCGCCCGCGGAGCUUCGCCCCCGGCAGCGCCCUGCUGCUGCUGCUGCUGCUAGCGGCCUGCGCCGCGCUGUGCCGGGGUGCCCCCAUGGCCGGCGAGCUGCGGUGCCAGUGCCUGCAGACCGAGGCCGCGAUGAUCCAGCUCAAGCGCAUCGCCCACGUGGAGCUGAUCCCCGAGGGGCCCCACUGCGGGGUGCCAGAAGUCAUAGCCACCACGAAGCACGGCAACAAAGUCUGUCUGGAUCCCACCGCGCGCUGGGUCCGGCUGAUCGUCACCAAGAUCCUGAACAGUAAAUCUACCAAGCUGUGAGGGGAGCAGAGGAAAUGAACAAGCCACUAUAACAGAAACUACCUGUUUGUACACUGGGAAACCAGUGUGAGAGAGCAUGGGAACCUGAGGCUGGACAGCUCGCCAUGCUGAACUCUUCUUUUGAGGGUCUGAGAGACCAGCCUGCUCCAUUCAACUGCAACCUGUUCCACUGAGUUAUUGCAACCUGUGCUUAUUUGUGUAUUUAUUAAUACAUCUCUGUAGAGCUCUGCACAGCUAGGUAUUGUGUCAAGCCCUUUAGAUCUUCCUGAUCACCUGAAGGGAUAAUGCUGCAGCAGUGGCUCAAGAAAUGGCUUGUUGUUAAUCUAGUGCACAUUCCCAAUAGCCCAUCCCCCUCAGCUCCUCUGAGCAGCUCGAGAUGGACAGUACGGUGAAGCUGUGCCUUUCACACUGUGGCUGUGCAGGAUGCCUGCUGGCUUGUGAACAGGGGCGGCUCUAGCUUUUUGGCCGCCCCAAGCAGUCAUGCGCGGAAGGCGCCCCGGAGCCGCGGGAGCA